This is a messenger RNA of Aspergillus saccharolyticus JOP 1030-1, 2053 nucleotides long. RefSeq names its product ankyrin repeat domain-containing protein. Lineage: Eukaryota; Fungi; Ascomycota; Eurotiomycetes; Eurotiales; Aspergillaceae. Gene Ontology annotation, molecular function: protein binding. The transcript has a single exon. The record is from RefSeq and is a predicted model, not a curated record. Bases 24 to 1811 code for a protein of 595 amino acids.
CUUCACCUCUGCGCCACUUCGCUAUGGCCUGCUAUCCAAGACUUCCAUACCCUGAUCAGACAGGCCUCAACGGUCAGUUGAUUGGGUGGACUCGAGUGGGCAAUUUCACCGCCGUGGCGACGCUCCUGGAAGAUCCAGACGCAGUGGAUUUGCCCAGGCAUGGAGAGACGGCACUCCAUGAGGCAAUUAGGUAUAAACGACUUGACUUGCUCCGGUACCUGAUCGGUCGUGGAUUCGACGUCAAUCAAAAAGGUCCUGACGCAUAUGGCGCAAUUUGCUUAACACCUCUGCACUUUGCAGCCGUAGGGAAUUCGGCUGAGGCGGUGGAUAUUCUGCUCUCCGCUGGGGCCGAUGCCACUGUGGACGAUGCUUCAACAGAUGGGUCGUCAACGCGCGGCGUAUUCUCAACGGGAGAGGACAAGGGGCCGCAUACACCGUUUCUGGCUGCAGCAGUCUGGGGCUCUGACGCCGUGGUGCAACGCUUGAUCGACCGGCUGCCUCCAGGCACCAUUGCUGAUCACGAAUGGCCCCUGGCUUUGAGUGCAGCCUCGUUGUAUCGCCAUCCCAAAGCUCUGGUCGCCAUCCUCCGUCACUACCCCGCCCCGAUGGUACCACAAGAGAUACUUGACCGGGCUUUGGCGGAGGCUGCCGCGAAAGAGGACCACAACGCUGAUCUUGCGAUGUUUCCGGCUCCACCCGAGGAAUCGUGGCAAAGGGGGCUGGAGGCCGUCCAACUCUUGCUCGCUCAAGGGGCUCGCCCGAAUCCACAGCAGCCUUCAUUACCCCCAUCCAUCUAUCGAUCCUCUAGGGUCAAGCCACGACCGAUUAUCGAAGCGGUCGUUGAGACCUCCAUGGGCAUGGAGAUGCUUCAGAUGCUCCUCGACCACGGCCUGGAGCUCCCUCAGCCUUCCUCCACCGCGAGAAAGCCAGGAGAGCCUAGUCUCUUUGCCCGGGCAGUGCACAACGGUAACCCCGAUCUGAUUCACUUUUUCCAUGAGUACCAAGCAGCCGUGCUAGAUGUCAACGAGGAACUCCCCGAAACGCACCUAUGGACGGGCGGAUCUCUGCUCCAUGCCGCCGCGAAAAAUGGUCGUCCCGAGACCGUCCAAUUCCUGCUGAACCACGGAGCGGACCCCCUGCAGAUGAAUGGUAAGGGGUGGCUCCCCAUCCACCAAGCGUGUCAGCAGCGCCAUCUCCCGGUGAUUGAGCUACUUUGGCCGUGCAGCAGCAGCUCACCCGCCUUUCCAGACCUGGCCAACUAUCGCACACGAGAUGGACACACGGCGUUCCACCUUGCCAAGUGCUGGAGCGCUGCCGACGAUCCCGCGGUCGAGGCGCUUAGCAUGCGCCUCUUCUACUUCUUCAAGGACAAAGGCGCCGAUCUGAGUAGUCUGAAUACCCAUGGAAAAAGUAUCCUUCACUACAUUCCGUUCUAUGAUGAGGAGCGGUUCUGCGCCAUCAUGGAGGCAGGCGCGAGGCUGCGACCUGACGCUGAGGGCCAGACAGAGCUUCACCACAGCAUGCGCGAGCCAGACUGGGAGUUGCUUGAUGUUAAAUUCUUGUUACGGCAAGGCGCCUCCAAGGAUAUCAAUGCGCAGGACAACAAGGGCCGCACCCCGCUAUAUUUCUACCUGGAAUGGAAUUUCUAUGUUCCAGGCGAUGAGCAACAAAUGCGGGCGGAGGUUGUGGACCUCUUGAUGGAGGCCGGGGCGGAUGCAGAUAUCCCUGCGGCAUCCGGGAAGACUGCUAGGGAUGUUGCGAAGGCCAAGAAAUUUCCGUAUGAUUUCGACAAAUGGAAAACUGAGGGGUAAUUGAUUGGAGACAUAUGGAGCCAAUACAUCUAAAGAUACGGGUCUAGCUCUCGGCCGAAAAAGAAUCUAUGUCUCGAGCAGAUGCCGGUGACCUUAGAUUGUGUCAGUCCAAUACCAUUGAGAAGCAGGAUCUGAGAGUGGUACAUGGUCGGUCACUCCAUCGGUGACCGCGGUGGGUGGACGGGACACGGUAUACAGAGCGAGGAGGUUGUUUGUAUGUCAUUGGGCGGUAAAUAAGAGGC